Messenger RNA from Dipodomys ordii (Ord's kangaroo rat), 2325 nucleotides. RefSeq names its product WD repeat domain 24 (gene Wdr24). The record is from RefSeq and is a predicted model, not a curated record. Gene Ontology annotation, molecular function: protein binding. The transcript is spliced from 9 exons. Bases 10 to 2322 code for a protein of 770 amino acids. Gene Ontology annotation, biological process: positive regulation of TOR signaling. Lineage: Eukaryota; Metazoa; Chordata; Mammalia; Rodentia; Heteromyidae.
GGCCGCACCAUGCACUGCCACCUGGACGCGCCGGCCAACGCCGUCAGCGUCUGCCGCGACGCGGCCCAGGUGGCGGUGGCGGGCCGCAGCAUCUUCAAGAUCUACGCCAUCGAGGAGGAGCAGUUCGUGGAGAAGCUGAACCUCCGCGUGGGCCGCAAGCCCUCGCUGAACCUGAGCUGCGCGGACGUGGUCUGGCACCAGAUGGACGAGAACUUGCUGGCCACGGCGGCCACCAACGGCGUGGUGGUCACCUGGAACCUGGGCCGGCCGUCUCGAAACAAGCAGGACCAGCUGUUCACGGAGCACAAGCGCACGGUGAACAAGGUCUGCUUCCACCCCACCGAGGCCCACGUGCUGCUCAGCGGCUCCCAGGACGGCUUUAUGAAAUGCUUCGACCUCCGCCGGAAGGAUUCCGUCAGCACGUUCUCCGGCCAGUCUGAGAGCGUGCGGGAUGUGCAGUUCAGUAUCCGCGAUUACUUUACCUUUGCCUCCACCUUUGAGAAUGGCAAUGUGCAGCUCUGGGACAUCCGCCGUCCUGACCGCUGUGAGAGGAUGUUCACGGCCCACAAUGGGCCGGUCUUCUGCUGCGACUGGCACCCUGAGGACAGGGGCUGGCUGGCCACAGGUGGGCGUGACAAGAUGGUGAAAGUCUGGGACAUGACCACUCACCGUGCCAAGGAGAUGCACUGUGUGCAGACCAUCGCCUCGGUGGCCCGUGUCAAGUGGCGGCCGGAAUGCCGGCACCACCUUGCUACGUGCUCCAUGAUGGUGGACCACAACAUCUAUGUGUGGGACGUGCGCCGGCCCUUCGUGCCUGCUGCUAUGUUUGAGGAGCAUCGAGACGUCACCACGGGCAUUGUCUGGCGCCACCCGCAUGACCCUUCCUUUCUGCUCUCCGGCUCCAAGGACAGCACACUGUGCCAACACCUGUUCCGUGAUGCCAGCCAGCCUGUUGAGCGCGCUAACCCCGAGGGCCUCUGCUAUGGCCUCUUUGGGGACCUGGCCUUUGCUGCCAAGGAGAGCCUGGUGGCUGCCGAAUCGGGACGCAAGCCCUGUGCUGGUGACCGGCGCCACACCAUCUUCUUCAAGCGCAAGCUGGACUCCGCUGAGCCCUUUUCAGGCCUUGCCUCCAGCGCCCUCAGCGUCUUCGAGACGGAGCCUGGUGGUGGCAGCAUGAGCUGGUUUGUGGACACGGCCGAGCGUUAUGCUCUUGCCGGCCGGCCGCUGGCUGAGCUCUGUGACCACAAUGCAAAGGUGGCUCGGGAGCUUGGCCGCAACCAGGUGGCGCAGACAUGGACCAUGCUGCGGAUCAUCUACUGUAGUCCUGGUCUGGUGCCCUCUGCCAACCUCAACCACAGUGUGGGCAAAGGCAGUUCCUGUGGCUUGCCCCUCAUGAACAGUUUCAACCUGAAGGAUAUGGCCUCAGGGCUGGGCAGUGAGACACGGCUGGACCGAAGCAAAGGGGACACACGCAGUGACACGGUUCUGCUGGACUCCUCGGCCACCCUCAUCACCAAUGAAGAUAAUGAGGAGACUGAGGGGAGCGACGUACCUGCCGACUACCUACUGGGCGAUGUGGAGGGAGAGGAGGAAGAGCUGUAUCCCCUGGACCCAGAACACGUGCACCCUGAAGAGCCAGAGUACGUGCUACCACAGGAGGCCUUCCCACUGCGUCACGAGAUUGUGGACACACCGUCGGGGCCUGAGCACCUGCAGGAAAAGGCUGACUCCCCACACGUGAGUGGCAGUGAGGCAGAUGUGGCCUCCCUGGCUCCCGCAGACUCCUCCUUCUCCCUCCUCUCCAUCUCACACACGCUCUACGACAGCCGUCUGCCAGCAGACUUCUUCAGCGUGCUGGUGUGCGACAUGCUGCGCUUCUAUGCGGAGCAGGGUGACGUGCAGAUGGCUGUGUCUGUCCUCAUCGUGCUGGGCGAGAGGGUGCGGAAGGACAUCGAUGAGCAGACUCAGGAACACUGGUACACCUCCUACAUCGACCUGCUGCAGCGCUUCUGUCUCUGGAACGUGUCCAACCAGGUGGUGAAGCUGAGCACCAGCCGGGCAGUCAGCUGCCUCAACCAGGCCUCCACCACCCUGCACGUCAACUGCAGCCACUGCAAGCGGCCCAUGAGCAGCCGGGGCUGGGUCUGCGACAGGUGCCACCGCGCCGCCAGCACGUGCGCCGUCUGCCACCACGUGGUGAAGGGUCUGUUCGUGUGGUGCCAGGGCUGCAGUCACGGGGGACACCUGCAGCACGUCAUGAAGUGGCUGGAGGGCAGCUCCCACUGCCCCGCGGGCUGCGGCCACCUCUGCGAGUACGCCUGACCU